Molecule: messenger RNA, 4234 nt
Organism: Epinephelus fuscoguttatus (brown-marbled grouper)
Lineage: Eukaryota; Metazoa; Chordata; Actinopteri; Perciformes; Serranidae
Gene: st3gal5
Product: ST3 beta-galactoside alpha-2,3-sialyltransferase 5
Exons: 8
Coding region: 152-1378 (408 amino acids)
Molecular function (GO): lactosylceramide alpha-2,3-sialyltransferase activity
Source: RefSeq, a predicted model, not a curated record
GAGGAAACUGUCCUCGACCCAACAACGGCCGCUGAUUGGCUGAUCAUCUGUAAGGAGGCUGAAAAACUGACGCCGGGAUGAAAAACCACGGGACAAAUAGCUGAUUAUUUAUUCUGCUGGAAGGAUUCGUCAUGGCGACCCAACUGAAUCCAUGGCAGGGACUAGAUCCCUGAGAGCCAGAGGGCAUCGGGCUUCAUCACAGGUAUUGGAGGAUUUCCCAGGUUCCACUGUGCACGAGGACAACAUGAGGCUUCCUAAACGCUGGGCGACACACAGUGUGUGUGCGCGUGCGUGUGCCUACAGGCGUGUGUUGGCACUGGGUGUGGUUUUAGGUUUGCUGUGUUUGGGGAUAGUCUCUCUACCAAUGAUGGAGAAGACCGAGACAAGCAAACCUCUGGACUGGCACGUCAGCGAUGCACAUAAAAAGCUGGUGCACGAGCACGUGCACAGGGUUCUGGAGAGCCAGUGUCAUCCCAGUGGCACCAGGCAGAGUUUGUUAGCUCGACUCCCCGCUUCAAGUUACAUGACCCAGGCCUUUCUGUGGAAGGAUGUGCCACUCCCUGACGACCUUUUCCUGUAUCCACCACCUUUUGGAUUCAGAGGUCUUCAGAGCAGAGUAGAGAACCUGCUCAAGCAGCUGCCAGACUCUGACUCCGUGCCCCUGCCAGAAAAGACAUCAGAUAAAUGUCAGCGCUGUGUGGUUAUGGGAAAUGGAGGCAUUCUCAGAGGCCUGGAGCUGGGCCCACUGAUUGACCGCUUUGAGACCAUCAUCAGGUUAAACAGCGGUCCUCUGGGGGAGUUCAGUGUUGACGUUGGAAAUCGAACCAGCAUCAGGAUGAGCUACCCAGAGGGGACACCGCUGCACUGGAUGGACUCAGACCCACACACUCUGUUUGUGACUGUGGUUUAUAAAAGUGUAGACAUCAGCUGGAUCUCUGCUAUGGUCAACAAGCUCUCUGUGCCUCUGUGGGACUGGCUCUUCUUCUGGCAGAAAGUUCCAGAUCAAAUCCCUGUUGAACGCCACAGGUUCAGACUUCUAAACCCACAAAUCAUCAGAGAGACUGCAAUAGAUCUACUGAAAUACCCUCCACCCAGACUACACCUGUGGGGAAGAGACCAGAAUGUGCCCACCAUGGGGGUCUCUGCACUGAAUUUAGCCAGCCUGCUGUGCGACGAGGUCAGCCUGGCAGGCUUCGGCUACAACCUCUCCCAGCAGGGGGCACCACUGCACUACUACGACCACCUGCCCAUGACUGCCAUGCUGAAGCAGACUUCCCACAAUGUGGACAGAGAGACUGAACUCUUACAAGAGCUGGUCCGAAAGGGCGCCAUCACUGACCUGACGGGAGGGAUUCACUGCGCCUUCUGCUCCAGCUGACAGCAUGGCACUUCUUUGUUGUAAAGUGCUUUUAAAAAGAAAGAAUACAUUGUACAAAAACACACAAAGACAACGGUAAGACCAAAGGACUUACAAACGUGUGAGAGACAAGGAAGAAGAGACAGGUGAGAGAGAAACUUGGAAUAAAGAUAGAAACAAAUGUAAUAUUUGUCACAAAGUGCUUCUUGAAGAACAAAGGACACGAUUACAGAAAGAGAGUAACAUGGUGUCCACAGGCCGUACAUGUCUGUCAGUGUUUACAUUUUACAGUUCUCUUUUUGCUGUGUAGCAGCAGUCUCAUUGAUCUGAUCUGACCCAUCAACUUUUAAACCAACAAUUGCUCUUAAAGUGUCUUUGCUGAUGAACCCAACUAAAAGUCAGCGUGCAUAUUGAAAUGUUGAGUUAGAAUUCUAUUAUUACUUUAAUCCAUAUCAGCAUUUCUGACUGUUAUGGGCCCCAAACAUGCCUUCUGUAGGUAGUGUUAGGGCCUUUGCACAUCUGAAAGUCCGAACCAAGUUCACAUUUUUGUUACACUGUAUAGAUUUUACACAUUUAGUUUUGGUUUCACAUUGCAAUUGUGAGAGCACAGUAAAGAAAUAUACAUGACAUAUCUGUGUCCUUCAUGAGCUGCCUGUACCAGCACUUGACAUUUGUUGGUUUGUAGAUGAGUCAGUCCUGUAGUGUCCUUUCUCUCACAUCCACUCGGAAAAUAACUGAAAAGUUUGUGAGAUUUUCCAACUGACUCUUUAUAAAGUUGUCCCCUCCUCUCUCCCCAUGUGCCACCAUGGCUCAUUUUGUUAUGUGGCGUUGUUGAUUGACAAACUGAAACUUACACUGUACAUUUACUACAUCUUGAUAACUGCUCAUUUCUGCUCGCAAAUAGCUGUCUGCCCUGAGUGCAGCAACCGUCGCUCUCUCUGUCGCUAAACCACACACAUUACACACUGAGGCGCUACACUACUCUUAUCACUUGACCAUAGCCUGUCAAAAUUUCCUGUAAUUGGUCUGAAAGCCCAAACCAUCCUGAAAUGUUUUCGCAACAGAAACAAACAGAGCCAUGCUUCGGUUAUAUCCAGACUGAGACCACCUCCUUUCAUCUGACCUAAGGUUUGGCUGUUUGGCCCAGACAGUGGUUUCACACCUGUAAUUUUGGUUCAGAUCAAAGUCCAAAAGGCCAGACCAAACAAGGUAGAUGAGAAGGGGCCCUCAAUGUGUAGAUAAGCUCACCUACUUUUGAACAGAGGACUGCUUCAAUUGACGAUACGAUGUUGUCUAGUAUCUUGUUAGUUCAUGAUAGUAAUUACAUAGUAAAAUGGUUGUAUCAAAACAUCCCUAGUAAGCAGACUAAACUGAACCAAGCCUGUUUCUCCACUCGUUAUAAAGACAUUUUGUUCACUUUCAAAUGAAAUGACAGAGUUAAAGACAGAGUUAAAUAUGUUACCAUGCAUAUUAUUUAUUCCUAUGAACACUGGAACAGAUGGCUCUGUAUGUGAAGUUACAGAGGAAUGUAAAAAGCGGAUUGUUCUGCAUCAGUCUAAGAUGUCUUCAAAUAGCUGAAGUUCUAUGUUGCUUACAGAAUAUUGUAGCACACAAUAUUUAUCAGCACAUCUGUAUUAUUCCACUGCACAUUAAAUUGUACUUGUUUAUUCUGCAGUCUUAUAAAAUGGCUGGUCGGUAAAACAGUGCACAAAUGAAAUGUGUUAUAAAUUGUAUGUUGUUGCUCUUUUCUUGCAUUAUUUGUAAUGUAGCUAAUAACAUUUCCAAUCACUGCACACACACUUGUUUAUGUAUGUUUAUGUUAAGCUUUAGAUUUCAUCCAUUUCAGUCGCCACAACAUAUUGUUCUUUCAGUGAAAGUCAAUUUUUAUGUAUCCAUUCAAAUAUUUAACACAGCUAAUAUCAGCAUGAGGUAUUUGAAAAGAAGAUGUAAACAUUAAAAACAGUCAUAUUCAGAUGUGAAUUUCACAUUUCCAAGGAGUUUACAAUCAUGUAGCCUUGUUUCAACCAACUGUCUGAUCAACAGAAGGACAUGAAUGCACACACUUGCACGACCCUUGUGUGACCUCAAGAGAGACUGAUGUUUUAUGAUGCGCUUUUCAUUUCCAGGACAGUUUUAGAUUUUUAUCAUACUUAAUUUAUUGCACUGCUUUUGGAUCUUGUUAUUAAAAUGUACAUAUGGUUGAACACGUGAAUGAUUUUUCAUGACUCAUUUCAGAAAUAGCUCUAAAGAUUCACGCUGAAGAAACAGAAGUGAAAUGUGCCUCAAGCGAUAAAUGUACUUUUCAAAGUAUAAAGGAGAGUGUGCAGCCCAGGUUGUUCCAGGUUAGAUAUUACUACAAAUCAGAGUCAGCCUCUCUUUGUCUCAGAGACAGGAUCAAACAGCUCAUACACUGCACUUUGUGAAAGAACUAACCACAGUCAUAGACUGGCAAGGCUUGAGAGACUGCUGGUAGUUCAAAUUAAGGUUUCCUUUCAAUAAAAUCGGUUGCACAAAAACAUCCUUAAGUCUUCUUAAAGGUUUUUUUUCUUUAUCUUGGUCUUGAAUUUAAGGAAUUACUUGAAGUUUGUUAAACAGAGGACCUUAGGAACCAAAAUAAGGAAAAAAACAUAAGGUACCUCUGAUUGCAUCGUAACCACGACAUGGCUGAGUUUAUGGUGACUGAUAAGGAAAAAUGAAGGCAUCCUAAGAUGUAGCAUCUGUAGGCUAUAUUCACCUGUUUCGCUCGCCAUGUUUUUAUUUAGGCCUACUUGUCUUUUCAAUUGAUUUUCACUGUAGGUCUUUUGCUCCAAAGACUGACCAUUUAAUGAAUAGGCUAUGCAAUGUUUGUUAUUAUUGAAAACCCCCAAUAUAUUAUUG